AAAACAGCUGUUUUUAUUAUACGUAAACAAAAGGAAAUAAAUAAAUGCAAUUAACUUCUCUUAAUGUCCUUGCUGGCAUAUUUAAAUCUAGCAAUAAGUGAGCUACACAGCAUAUUUAUACGUACUGAUUCAUACCAUCACAAUGGCCUGUGAAGUUAAAACAUUUGGAUAUCUUCAAGAUUUUACAAAGGUCCAGGAAUACUUUGGACUAAAACAUGAUGAAAAUUGGCUUAAUGGCAUUAACUAUUCCAUAUCACCAACGGGAGAGUUAAUUGCCAUGACUCUUGGAGAAAAGUUGGCCCUAUUAAGCUCCAGCUGGAACUCAACGCCCACAUACAGUCUUUGUUGGUGUGGCGAACUGGAGGAUCCCAAUCAAAUUGUGACAUCCGUUAUAUGUCUACCAAUGUAUGGUCGUUCAGUGAACACUGGAGCAGAAUGGACAUGUGUGGCAAUGGGUCUUAACUCGGGAAUGGUAGUGUUUUAUACCGAUUCGGGUAUAAAACUUUAUUCACAAAUCUACCACGAAGCAUCUGUUGUAACGAUUAAAGCCCAUACACCACCGAAACGUUCCGAAGCUGAGACAUUUAUUUAUAUUGUAUAUGAUAAUUGUGUAUGCACUCUGAAGGGAUCUGAUUUUGUACCGCAUCUAAACAAUUUGCGACAAAAUUUAAAUCGCACGGCUGGACGUAACUCUGCAACAUAUUCCGGACACUCAAAUGCAACAAUUGCCGAUUUGUUGAGUUAUCAAAAAUUUACAUUUCCCAACGGGAAGGAUACUAUUAUAAAUGAUGCUGUAGUCGAUGCCACACAAAUACCAAGAGUUUUUGAUCACAUUGUUGAUCAAUGUGUUUCAUUUGGUUUCCAUGCCCGUGUAUCGUCUACAACAAUGAAAAGUUCGACAAUUGUGGGUGUUGGCGCAGAACCUUGUUUGGGUUACUAUCUGGCUGAGGAAGGUUAUAAGACAAUAUCGUUUGGUGAAGUGGCAAAAGAUGUCAUUGGCACAGCUUAUCGCAAUAUUAUGGGAAAUAUUUUUGGUCGGGCCCCACCUACACCGUCGCCAGAAGAGCAGCCAUCACAAUCCGUUGGCAAAGAAUUGCAAAUGCGUACAAAAUGUCGCUUCUUCGAUGCAAAACGGGACGGCAACACUAUAUCCAUUGCUCCAAAUGGUCGUCUGGCUGUGGUCAUUGAUAAUUUGGAUAGAGUAUUACUAGUCGAUACUCAGAGGUGUGAAAUAAUUCGUGUGUGGAAAGGCUAUCGCGAGGCACAAUGUGCAUUUGUGCCAGUCAAAGAGAAAACCCUGAAAGGGGUGGCAACGUCCAGACGCAAAACCCUGUUCUUAGUGAUAUAUGCUCCACGCUUAGGUUGCUUAGAAAUAUGGCCACUGCAGCAUGGGCCUAAAGUGGCAGCCUUCACCGUUAGCAAAAAUGGCCUACUGGCCUAUAGCACGCACGGUUUAAUGGGUCUAACACCAGAGAGUAAGAACCGUACUCACAUUAAUACAUGUCUCUUUCUCGACCCCAGCGAUGCCUGUGUCAAGGAAAUACAAAUACCAUUUCACUAUGCUUUAAGUACCGCCAAUUCAGCCACUUCCAAAGAUAUACACAUACUCAGACGUCUGAAAAAUCUUUUGCGUUCUAAUGACAGCAAAAAUCUUGAUAUUGAAGAAAUCACCUCAAUGGCUGCCGACUUUCAAACAAUUGAGGUGCGUCAGCAGUGCAUGGAAAUGUUACUUAAAAGCAAGCAAUUACAGGCGCAUGUUUUUCAAAGCAUCAUCAACGCUUUUGACCUAACUUUGCAGGAGCAAAUAGAAAAUCCAGAAAAAUAUCACAUUAAAUCAAUUGAAGACUAUGAAAGUUUUCAAACAAGUGUACGCAAUUAUAAACACCUCUGCAAGUUCUACAUGGAAAUGAAAGUGCCUCAGCAGCGUGAAUAUGUAGAAACAUUAGAGCUGGAUGAGAGUGAUCUUGUUAUAAUUCAGCAGCUGGUAUUGCUUUUAAGCGAUACCUAUCUGCUGAAACAACAAAUGUCAGAAUUUGGCCUGGAUACUGGUUCAACUACACGCGGAGUUACCUUUGGUGCUGAAUUCGAUGAUGUUGGUGAAUUUGUUGAAUUUCUCAAUAUUUUCCAAGUGGAUCAGCGAGAUCGGAUACCUUUGUUUAAGGACAAAUCGAGACAUUAUGGAGAAGUUAGCUCAAAACUCUUUCAUCGUUUCUUUACACAUGGCCUAUGUUUUGAUCAGUUCAAAAUUGCGGCAGAAAAAUCACUAAUACCCUAUCAAGAUCUAUUGGUAUUGGCUCUAUAUUAUUGGCUGGAGAAACCAUUUUUAUAUAAAAAUUGCGAUGAAGUCAUAAGCGAUAUGUCACGCUUGGCUGAAAUGAUUAAAUCUAUAUGUGAUUUGGCCGGAGAUGUAGUUAAUGACUAUGCCUAUAAUACGAUUUCUUCUUGGUGGCAAUAUGUCAGGGAAUUACUGUUGAAUAGCCCCAAAUCCUUGGGACUCCUGGUGGCAAUCGUAUGCAAAACUGUAGCAAUAUCUUUGCGACGUGAAUUUAAAGAGGGUUCCUGCGACGAAGGUUCUCAAAAUGAAGAUGAUAAUUUCGAACGCAUAUCUCAUGAUGAAGCUCAAUGGGGAUUGUUAAUAGGCAAACUAGAAGACAUAGCUAUUUUGGGAGCUAUUUUAGAAUAUCCCAUACAAAGUGUGGAACCCGUAAUGCCAGAAAUUCCCUAUGAACAACCAGAUUGCAGUUUAAAGUUUAUUGUUAGUGGUGGCAAAGGUAUUGUCACAGAUCUAACAGCAAAAUGGUUAAUAAAUACUCGCAUACAUCCCUCGAAGAUUGUGGAAAUCGAUAAUGCUGAAAUUGUUCUAGAAGGUGGAGAUAAGUCAGUGCAAAAUUCUACAACAGUUGAUACUCAACAAGAUUUGAGUCCAAGAAAAACACAAUUAAACGACGACAAUGCUGAAUUGGAUGCGGUGCUCAUGAAGCUAACGUUAUUGAGGAAACAUUUUCCUUUUAGUUUGGAAUCCGGUUCUUUACUAAGCCUUUUGACAUGGCAUUAUAUGAUAUAUUGGAGCAAGAAUUUAACAAGUUUAGAACAUUUCAGGGCCGCCAUUGAAUGUCUGGAGCAAUUUAGAGUAACUGACCAAGCUCUCAAACACGGCAUUUCUUGUAUGCUUUGGCAAGCGGCUAUAAAGUUUCCCCUACAAAGUACAGCCAAAUUGAUAAAUAAAGUUGGUAGACUGCCAAAGGACAAAUUGUGUCAGCAGGACAUUGAAAUGUCAGCAUCAUGUGUUCCCGAAUUUUUGGAACUGUGCUUAUCAUUCCUUCAUCAUAUGGAAGAUUCAUUAAAUCAUGGAUCAUAUGAUCUAAAAUUUGAAGUGUCCUUGGCCGAAGGUCAAACCCCAUUACAAUUUCUCGCUCUGCAGCAACACCAUGCCAUUAAGGAGCUGAUGAAAUUGCACUAUGAAUUGUGUUCGGUUUUACAUUUCAUUUCGUUCUUCCAAUUGAGAGUAUCGAAACCCAUGACCUUGGUAUUUGAUGCAAUGAGCAACAAAGCCUUCUUUGCUGAUAUAAAUAAAGAGCUUAAAUUUGUACUACCAGCUCCCGAUAUGGUUCUACAACAGCACCGAACAGAUUUUCUAUGUAAAGCUAUAACCGCAUCAAUGGAUUUGAUAAGAGAAGACCUGGAACAACUAUUUGUGGCUGAACAUAUGCAAUAUAUGGAUAAAUUUUUCAAACUAGCUGAAAGUUGGAGUUUGGAUCAAAGGGCUUUAAGAAGAAGACAGAUUGUCGAUCUAUAUGCUCAUGGUUUCGAUGCAAAUGCGGAGCAAUUGCUUACCGAUAUAGCAGAUGAUGAAUUCAUAGGACGUAUGCUACUUGAAAUUGCUGGUCGGCGUUUAAAUUUAUAUGCAAAUACAUCACAAGGUACAUUCUUGAAAAUAGCAUCGGUGGGACAACAACUUUUGUGUUAUUUGGACAAUCUUCACGAAUCUCCGAACAAUAAUAAUUUACAAAUUGCCGCUUCUGAUCCUCAAGAAAUCGACCUUACUGCCUUAAGUAAAUUAGUGCACAAUUCCGUUCGGCAUAUACCACCAAAGGAACAGGCUCUUCUGCGUAUUGGCGCACAAAUGUUUGAUGUAUGCACCCUUUUACAAGAAUAAUGGAUUAAAUGAAAUACAAUGAACCCUCAUGCCUAUUAUGUUACUUAUUAUAUUAUUAUUAUUAUAAGCAACAACAAAAAUUAACAAAAUGAAAUGUAUUUAGUUCUAAAGCAAUAUUUUCUUUAUUCAAGUAAAAUAUUAAGUGUGUAUUUAUUUAAAAAUAAAAAACGUAACAUUUUUUA
Stomoxys calcitrans (stable fly) is the source of this 4338-nucleotide messenger RNA. RefSeq names its product rab3 GTPase-activating protein non-catalytic subunit (gene Rab3-GAP). The transcript is spliced from 9 exons. Gene Ontology annotation, biological process: regulation of GTPase activity. NCBI's taxonomy places the organism in Eukaryota, Metazoa, Arthropoda, Insecta, Diptera, Muscidae. The record is from RefSeq and is a predicted model, not a curated record. Bases 143 to 4156 code for a protein of 1337 amino acids.